ACUAAUGAGGUCGACUGGAUAUUUUAUGCACGAUUAAGUUUAGGGAAACGCGGUUAGCAAACGGUGAUGAUUCUUGAUAUUUAGGUGUUAUCUCAGCAGAAACUAACAACUCUGUCUUCCUCCAAAGGAACCAUUUUCAGCCCCACAACAGUUACAAACCGAUCUUCCAAGCUCCUUCCUCAUUUGGUCUCUCUCUCUUAAAUUCACAAAAACCCCAUCUUUUUUUUCAUCUCUCUCUAUCUCUAUCUAUAUCUCUUAUCUCGUAUGUAUGACGAAUUCUUAAACCAAGACAACGACGACUAAGUCAGAAAAAAAAAAAAAAAAAAAAAAAAAAAACUAAAGAGAUAAGAUAUGGGAUUGCUAAUUAGGUCCAUUGAUUUCCCUUCUUCUUCUCUUUUCCUCCACCUUGUUGUUGCUGCUGCUUUAAGGUAUUCUUCCAAAAUUACUUCAGAUUUAGUCCUUUUCUUGGGCUUUGGUUUCAUUGAUUGGUAAUAUUACCUCAUCCCCAUCCACUAUUACAUAAAGUUUUAUUAUUAAAGAAAAGGGAAAAAAAAAAAAAGAAACUUGUACUAGUAUAUAAUUUCCAUAGUUAGUGAUCAAGAUUCAAUUUUUAUAUUGUGGGGGAAAGCUUAUGCACGUUACAGGGUUGAUUUCUUGGAUUUGGGUUGACUAUAAAUAGGGAUAAUUUCAUUUCUACAUCUUUUUUUUAAUUUUCUAUUGCAGUUGUUAGCAUCUCAUUCUUUUGUAGCAUAAUAAUUAGGGGUUUUUGUGAAUCUUGUUGGUUUCCUUUGCUCCACAAAAUUCCAUAUUCAUUUUCUCUUGAAUUUGCUGAUAUUUGGUUUUUCCAAUCAGGGUUUUGUCAGGUAAUAAUUCUCUGUUGAAUAAGUUUAGGGUUUGUUUGUAAAGAUUAAGUCUUUUUUGUCAAAUUGUUGUUUGGUUUGUAAUCUUGAAGUUGUCAUUAGCAAUUGUGUCAAUUCCUAGUUCAGAAUUUGUGAGUUAGUAAAACUUGUGCACCCCAAGAAAAGAGAAGAUUAUAUUUUGGUACUGUACUGUCGAUGGAGAAUCAUCACCCUUCGACCCGUUUGUCCAUGGAUUCGAGUGCCUCUUCUUCACAUGAUGAAUUAGACCUCGAGAUGAAUCGACAAGUAGUCAUAACUUGUCCCCCUGACAUUAAUUUGCCUUUGUCAGCUGAGCGUAGCCCUCCUCCGCAGCCAUGGAUUAACUCGGAACACUGUGAUAUUCUUGAUGUUGGGCUUGGAACCCAAGUAUACGAGACUGAAACUGCUCUUGCCGCACCUAAAGUUGGAAGGAAAUGUGCGAAACGCUUGGAUAGCAUUUGGGGAGCUUGGGUUUUCUUUAGCUUUUAUUUUAAGCCCGUGCUAAAAGAGAACUCCAAGGCAAAGAUGGUACGGGAUAGUAAUGGAUAUUCCGGGUUUGAUAAGUCGGAUCUCAAUCUUGAUGUAUUCAUGGUUCAGCAUGACAUGGAGAAUCUAUAUAUGUGGGUUUUCAAGGAAAGGCCCGAGAGUGCACUGGGUAAGAUGCAGCUCCGGAGUUACAUGAAUGGGCAUUCUCGUCAAGGGGAGCGUCCGUUUCCGUUCAGUGCCGACAAGGGUUUCGUUCGAUCUCAUAGAAUGCAGAGGAAGCACUACAGGGGCCUAUCAAAUCCUCAGUGUAUACAUGGGAUUGAGGUCGUUCCGUCUCCCAGUCUCAUGGUUCUUGAUGAGGAAGAGCGCAAAAGAUGGAUGGAACUCACAGGUAAGGAACUCAACUUCAGUAUUCCACACGAAGCGAGCGAUUACAGUUCAUGGAGAAACCUCCCCAACACGGAAUUUGAGCUUGACCGACCACUCCCGUCGAUUAAGAGUAAUUCGCAUUCCAAUCCGAAGAAACUGGCAAAUGGAUCAGGGCUUAAUUUGUUAACUCAGCCAUCCAAUCACAGCAACGGGGACGCAAUGGAUCUACUACCUGCCAAUGGCAGCAAAAGGAAAAAGGAUUUCUUCCCUCACGGAAAUAAUGAAGACGAGUGUUAUCUGCAAGUAAAUCCUCCUUCCUAUCAAACUCCUGAUCUUGAAGUUCACCCAACUGAACCGCAGUGGUUACAUGACUUCAAUGGGGUGAUGAGGGAUGUGUACGGGCCUGUCACAGCUGCAAAAAGCAUAUAUGAAGAUGAACAAGGUUUCUUAAUCGUACUCAGCUUGCCAUUUGUAGAUCUUCAAAGGGUGAAAGUUUCCUGGCGAAACACGCUCACACACGGGAUAAUAAAGGUGUCUUGUUUAAGCACAUCUCGGAUGCCAUUCAUCAACAGACAGAACAGAACUUUCAAGCUUGACGAUUCAUCCUCAGAACACUGCCCUCCAGGGGAGUUUGUCAGGGAAAUUCCUCUCUCAACCAGAAUUCCGGAAGAUGCUAAAAUUGAAGCGUAUUAUGAUGAAUCGGGAACUGUGCUCGAGAUGUUGGUGCCAAAACUUUGUGAAGGGCCUGAAGAACAUGAAGUUCGUGUUUGCCUCCGUCCUCACCUUGGGGGAAACGACCUCAUGUUGACCUAAAGAAGUGGAGAUGGAACGUAAUGUUGGCUGUUAGGGAGGGUGCUUCAUUAUGCACCAACUUAGUUUUCAUAUAAUGUGGUCUUAUGCAACUGUAUGAUGUUAUAUUCGAUUUGCAUGCACUAGGUGUUGUUGGUAGGUUUUCCAGACUAGCUUUAGCUUCUGUUGCAACACUAUUUGCUUUGAAAGUUGAUGCCUGUUUUUUAAGUAGAUAGUAGGAGUAAUUGAUAUUUUGGUAGGUUCUAGAGUUGCUUGAAACUCGAUGCCAGUUUACCACUCUUAUGAAAGGUUGAAAGAGGAACAGGACAUUAUGUUGUGUUA
Molecule: messenger RNA, 2864 nt
Organism: Lycium ferocissimum
Lineage: Eukaryota; Viridiplantae; Streptophyta; Magnoliopsida; Solanales; Solanaceae
Exons: 2
Coding region: 1056-2546 (496 amino acids)
Source: RefSeq, a predicted model, not a curated record